GGGACUCUUACUAGGCAUUAACUUAAACGUUAUUUUACAUUUUAAAACCUUUAGCCUUAUCUUAUUGACUGGAAACUGGUAUGUAUCUGUAUUUCAGUUUUGAGAGUUAAUCACAUAUUUUAAUGGUCUUGUUAAACUUGUAAACUUCAUUUAACUAUCAAAUUUGAUCAUUAUGAUUUCCAGUGACUAUGCAUUUAUACAGUUUUCUUCUGCUAAGUUUGGCUUUGGACCUUUGUCAUGCAUCACCUAUUGAAUGGAAGGAUAUUCCAAACAUAAACAAAGGUUUAAAUCUCACAGAAGGAGACAUCAUGAUGCCCACUGAAAGGAAUGCCAUUCUUGGCGACCGGUGGGAUAUUCCCGUGCCCUAUAAACUGACUGCAAAUCUCAGUUUGGACUAUAAAGGAGUUAUUUUGAGAGCCUUUGAGCAGUUCAGACUGAAAUCAUGCAUUGACUUCAAGCCCAGAGCAGCAGAAGACUUUUACAUCUCUGUGGAGAGUCAUACAGGGUGUUGGUCAUAUGUCGGUCGCAUAUCUCCAGGAGGUCAGACUCUUUCCAUUGGAAAUGGUUGUGGAACAAAAUCCGUUGUUGAACAUGAGUUUCUCCAUGCACUGGGAUUUUGGCAUGAACAUUCAAGAUAUGACAGAGAUAAUUAUGUGACCAUCAACUUUGAAAACAUCAUUAAAGGGCAGGAGAGCAAUUUCAAAAAAUACAGUGAGAACCAGACCACCACCCAAGGCACGCCCUAUGAUUACUACUCUGUGAUGCAUUAUGAUAAAAAUGCCUUCAGCAACGGUAAUGGAAAUACAAUCAUUACAAAGCUUCCUGAGUUCCAAGAUGUGAUUGGUCAACGCCUGGACUUCAGUGAAUAUGAUGUGAUUGAGCUCAACACCCGCUAUAAAUGCAAUUCAUCAAUCUCUUUCCUUGAUCACUGCAGUUUUGAUGAUGAAUCUCUGUGUCAGAUGAGUGUCUGUUCUACUGGGGAUUAUGGCUGGCAAAGAUUAAAUUCAGUGAGUGGCAUCAAUGUGACUGACCACACUUACCUGGGCAAAGAACAAAAUGGUGCAUCGUUCUUCAUGCACUUCAGCACUGAGGGCAAAAACCAGUCAGACACAGCCAGACUAGAGAGCAAGACAAUGACCCCUACAAGAGACUGCAAAGUCCAGUGCCUGCAGUUCUACUACUAUCACAGUGGCAAUGAAUCUGACCAGCUCAACAUCUGGAUCCGAGAGUACCAGAAUGAUACAGACAGUAGAGGAACUCUCAGUCUAAUGGAUCAGAUUACAGGACCCCCUGGUAAUUACUGGAAAUUCCGUCAUGUGCCACUGAAUGCUAAUAAUACCUUCCAAGUUGUAUUUGAAGCACGUAAAGGAGCUGGAAACACCAGUGGAGGUUUUUCACUGGAUGAUAUCAAUAUUUCAGAGACUGAGUGUCCCCAUGUGUGGCAGAUAAGAGACAAUAUUGAGCCAUUCACUUCAGUGUACAGUCCAUUGUAUUACUCCGGUGAUGGUUAUCGCUUUCAGGCUCACUUAAUGGUGUAUCCAAAUUACUUUUAUAUAUUUGUUCGUCCUGUAUCUGGUACAUAUGACGAACAGUUACAGUGGCCUUGUCCAUGGAGACAAAUAACCUUCCAGAUGCUUGACCAGAAUCCACACAUACAGAAGCAAAUGUCCUUGGAGCAAAGCCUCACGACUGAACCUGAUUCGGCUUCUUCUAGGUAUUAUUGGGCCAAUCCUCGAAAUGGUGGAAAUCAAGUCAUAAUCGGCAAUGAGUCUGUAUUUGUGGGUGCUUGGGUUGUUUAUCCAUAUCCCAUAAACAAAUAUGAUCUGACUAGAAGAGAGUUUAUAAAGGGUGAUGACAUCAUAUUUCUAUUCAGCAUGCAAGAUAUCUCAGGGCUACUUGAAAAGGACUCUCUACCCUGCCCUAAAGCAAGAGUGGAGAAAUUAAACGUUUCUCUGGAUGCGACUGCCCAGCAGGGACCAUGUGUUCCAAGAGUUCUUCCUACAGCUACACCAGGACCCACUGAUGAAUGUGCUGGCAACAUGGCUUCCUCUCUGAUCAUCGUGGUGGUUUCCUUUCUUUUGCUAAUGAGUUAAUCAUGAGGAAUCACUAUUAUUAACCAUAUGUCUGACUACACAUGAGUUCAGUGCCAAAGAACUGCAUCUAUCUUCAGCUUCCUCCUAUAUGAUCAUUAAAUGUGAAUUGUUAAUUAAUUAUGUGUAUUGUUUAUAAAUUUUCUAUAUUCAUUUAACACCAAUCGAUAUUAAAUGUUAUUGUUAAUCAUUAUGUUUACAAAUUUAUUAUCAGACU
This is a messenger RNA of Carassius carassius (crucian carp), 2307 nucleotides long. RefSeq names its product meprin A subunit beta-like. Bases 189 to 2093 code for a protein of 634 amino acids. The record is from RefSeq and is a predicted model, not a curated record. Gene Ontology annotation, molecular function: metalloendopeptidase activity; protein binding; zinc ion binding. NCBI's taxonomy places the organism in Eukaryota, Metazoa, Chordata, Actinopteri, Cypriniformes, Cyprinidae. Gene Ontology annotation, cellular component: membrane. The transcript has 14 exons. Gene Ontology annotation, biological process: proteolysis.